Molecule: messenger RNA, 3292 nt
Organism: Hydractinia symbiolongicarpus
Lineage: Eukaryota; Metazoa; Cnidaria; Hydrozoa; Anthoathecata; Hydractiniidae
Exons: 12
Coding region: 358-3276 (972 amino acids)
Source: RefSeq, a predicted model, not a curated record
AAAUCAACUAAAGCUAUUAAUCCUGCACAAGAAAUAUUGGAGAAAAAGAUAACAAUCUUUUUUAUCAGUUCUAACAUACAAGGUUUUUUAAUAAAAGUAAAAUUUAGAAUGAUGUUCCAUCUUGGAUAAACGUUUAACUUAUUAUUUCACUGAGCACCCAGGCUUUGUCAAAAUUUUAAUUUUCAAUUUAUCUUCAUAAGAAACAAGAGUUUUAAAAAUGCAAAGCAUCCACUCACAAGGAUGCGCUUUUCAUAAAAAAUUACCUGGACAUAUUUAUUACCAGUCUAAUAUUGGUUAUUGAUCAAAUAAGUGGCAUAAUUUAGAGUAAUUAUUUUAUAGUUUCAUUAAAUAUUUAAUAUGCUUCGACAGUUAGUGCACUACUUGUCAAUUGAUGCCACGGAUUGUGUAAACGAUACCUGCGAUGAAAUUAAGCGAAAUUUAACAACAAAGAAGCAAUGGAAUACGUUUAUCAUUUCAAUGAUUCAAUGUUGGUUGCAAACUGUUAACAAUGGAUACAGUGAGAUUAAAUUUACUUUGGGAGAAAAGUGCAAGAUUACGUCAUCGAUUGUGGUUAGUGUUGUAGAAAUGUUAAAGUGUGAAAAAGAUUUCUGUCAGAUUUUGUUGCUACUUCCCGAACAGAUCAAAAACAAAUUACUAGAGGACUUAUGCAAAGUAUUGCAGACAAAAAAGCAUAAGCGUUUCACGAAAGCGUUAGCAAAGGAGACAUUCACUACACACUCUCAAAAUAUCAUGUACACAUGUCACGAAGUAGACUCAUCUGGUAUUCAUGCGUUUUAUAAAAACGUUCUUUACGUAAACAAUGUUGCUUCUUCAUUGUUACCUGAUGAGGUAUGCUGCUAUUUAUUUUACUUGUUGGAUAAUUUAUUAGAAUCCCUCAAACAUUCCAGCACGCAAGUAUUAAAGUCGUUGGAGCUUGAUAAAUACGGCGAUAAUUCCUACCCUUGUGUUUCGUUAUUAAACAAAGUAGAUGAUAUGGAGGUUAGGAAAAUAAAAACGAUACUUGAAACUACCAAUACUAGGCCUCUGGAGGAAAUUAAAGGAGAUAAACUAUGUUCUGAUAUAUCAUUUAUUCGAUUUAUGACAAAAAUACUACUGACACUCCAUAACUCUCUCGAGGAACUAAAGAAUGGGGAAAUAAUUGAAGCAGACUUGAGUGACACGAUCAUAAAAGUUGUAAUGAAAUUAAGGACGUAUCUGUUCAUAUUGAAUGACAUGAAAUCAAAGUUAGAUGAUUAUAUAAUUUUGUCAGAAAUUCUUGCUGAUGUUUUGAAGUUGUGUUCAGCUGUAUUUUCCAACAAUAACCUUGUGAAGUACGUCUGUUGUGAUGAGACAAAUAUGACAGAUUUAUCCAACAUGUGUGAGGCUUUUCUUGAAACAGAUGACGAAGUUCUCUUCUCGUUGUGGAAGGAAGAAAAAAACAAGGAUAAAAAAUUCACUGGUGCCUUAAUCCGCGUGAAUAAAUUAUAUCAUGGAUACAGGGACGCAUUUGAUUGGCUGUUGGAUUGUGACUGCGUGAAGAAAUAUACAGAUGUGUACAUAUCCACUUUGUGUGUUUUUACAAUCAACUUUGGUUCUGUGAAUUUGGUGCAGCGUUACAUGAAGUUGAUAUCUGAACAUCAUAAACAUAAAAGAAGAUGCAUACAAAAGGUUCUCCUAAAAUGCAUACCGUAUUUUUCUGUGGAAUUUUGUGAUUGUGUUAUAUCGUCAUGUCAACAAUAUUACCAAGGUGACGAAGGAACCAUUUUAUUUGGUGAUGAAAGCAGAACAAGAUUCGAAGCAGACAUGAAUGAAGUCAUUAACAAACUGACCGACGAUGAGGCUGACCUAAAGAUAAUUUCAAGGCUGGCUUCUUUGUGCGUGGUAUCACCUGGUUUUGUGAUCAAAGAAAUAAUAGAUCGAAUAUUUUCUGGGAAUUUAAAGUACACUGUCUUUCUAAAGGCUAUCACUGCAAUACCAUCGUUACUGCAGUUGAAACAAUGCGAACCAUCAACUUUAUUGCAAUAUCCUACUGCAUUUGUAUUUAUAAAAACAUUGUACACAAAACAUCAGCACAGCAAGUCCACUAUAAAGUCUCUACGUGGAUUAGUGUUUGGCAUUUUAAAGCACACGUCAGCAUGUCAUCAACAUAAAAUAACGCACAACAUAUUAGAUAUGUUCGUUAUGGAGAAUCUGCAAAAACAAGUUUUUCUACCAUCGGAAACAACGUUAGAGUUGCUUCAGAAAUGCAUCGAUAAUUUUAAAAGCGAAGGUAUAGAAACUGAAAGAGUGUUCUUGUUGCUGGAGCUUUUGUUGAGAAAAAAAGAAUUUGUUUCGAACCCUGAAGAAGCGCUAAUAGACGUUUGUGUGAUCAAUCUUGUCGAUCUUUUAAAGUAUAAUUUUCAGACAGCAACAUUGGAAGAAAAAGCAUUAUUUUUCACUUCCAUAAAAGAAAUGUUUUCAGCAUGUGAUUGGUAUCAAGCGUUCUAUUUUGUCUCUUUAUUUUCAUUACAUAAACAUGGCUUUCUGUUUUCUGUACCUUCAUCCCUUCUCGAAGUUUGUUCCAGUUGUGAUAAAUGGAAAUCAGUAGAAAUUAAAGAUGUUGAUAAAUGGUUAGCCUUGUUUCAACUGUCGUGCAUAUCAAUGCAACACGUAACCCAUUUUAUUGAAAGCAUGUCUGCGUUUGAUGCUGAUGAUGAAGUACCAUGUAUCAUUCAAUCUGCCGUCACUAUGUUUUCUGUUAACGUCAGCAAAUUCCGUGCAGAUAGGAUGAUACAGUGCUUAAAUGAGAUAGUACGACAUCAAAAACUGCAGAAUGUAUCUACGUAUUUUAGUGAAGACCUCCAAACAGCAACGAAUCUUCACGGCAUGAGUUUCGCCAUGUUGGUAUUCGUUCAGUGUUUUGUGUCGUUGUACAGUGAAGCAACAGACGAUGAAGACAAGGGUACUGUAGCACUCAACUGUGAUCAAUUCAUAACAAUUCUUCAUCUGUUUGUGAACUAUGCAAAAGAUAUGACCGACCAUUUGAUAGCAUCCCAGUUCACUCUUUACUUGUUGGAGCAACUCCUGUACGCAUCCGCCAUGUUUGAUGAAGGCAUGAAAAAAAAUAUGUCUCUCCUCCUGAUGAAUGUUCUACUUGCUUUAUUGGAUUCUGUAAAGUAUUUACAAGGCGACAAAACGAGCAUGCUUGACAAAUGCAAAGACACACUUAAUAUUUCAGAUGAUGAACUUGGACAUCUGUUAAAAGAAAAGUAUGAAGCUUUUGUCAAAAUGAAAUAAGCUAAUUUGAAAACUA